Molecule: messenger RNA, 379 nt
Organism: Spodoptera littoralis (African cotton leafworm)
Lineage: Eukaryota; Metazoa; Arthropoda; Insecta; Lepidoptera; Noctuidae
Source: the annotation of a GenBank genome assembly
GUAGGUGUUAAUGUUCCCGGAGGAGGGCUGGGCUCGCAGCGCGUCCUCUUCCUACUGGACGCUGCAGCCGUGCUGGUGGCGCCGGUCACGUUGCAAGGUUGUCGAGGUCGCAGGAACCAGGAGGCACAGCACUCACGCCCGUAUGGUGAUCAGCGGCGCUAACGCAGUCUACAUCGUUGGCACUUUCAAACAUAUGGGGGUUGAUGCCGACUUUAAGUUGUAUCUGACGACGAACGUGACGCAGGCUGACUUCAACAUGGGGUACACCAUGACAGGCACCCUGGAGCGUGGCUCCCGAACCUCGAACACCUUCCAAAUGACGCACUUUGCCGUCCUACGCCGCUGCGAUCAUGAUGCGCAUCAUCUUAAGAAUGCCUAG